This is a messenger RNA of Coniophora puteana RWD-64-598 SS2, 1816 nucleotides long. Its product is annotated as FAD-linked oxidoreductase. The transcript has 6 exons. The record is from RefSeq and is a predicted model, not a curated record. The coding region runs from base 245 to 1738 and encodes 497 amino acids. Lineage: Eukaryota; Fungi; Basidiomycota; Agaricomycetes; Boletales; Coniophoraceae. Gene Ontology annotation, cellular component: mitochondrion. Gene Ontology annotation, molecular function: proline dehydrogenase activity; FAD binding.
CGCAAACCGGGCCGACGCCUCGUGGUACCCGUCCCCACCUCCAUACACAUCCUCAGCUCGCGCUCGCCCCCUCCGCGCUCUGGCCGUGACCAGCGCAGUGUUUGCAGGGACCAUUCUGCUGGGCGGGGCGACGAUACACGGGGAUGCGGAUGUGGACGCGGACGCAGAGCCUGAUAACAGCAAGCCGGGAGGACACCGCCCCGCGUCCUUAUCGUCGCUCUUCCGCGCGUACACUGUGUACGCGAUGCUCUCCAUCCCAAAGCUCGUCGACUGGUCUCCGGCGAUGCUCACUGCGCUCCUCUCUGUUCCGGGGGUCAAUGUGAUCACGAGGGCGUUCGUAAGGUCCACGUUCUUCGCGCACUUCGUCGGCGCUGAGACGGCGCUCGAAGCCAUGCCUCUGCUCGAGCAGCUGCGGCGCGAGAACAAGGGCGCGCUUUUCGCGUAUUCGGUCGAGGUCGACGCCGAUCAGGCGACCGGUAACGCGGCUGCACAGCGCAGCGCGCCGCACAAGCAGGCGAUCGAAGAGAUGAUCUACUCUAUUGAUAUCGCGGCGGACUUUGAGGACAAGUACGCGCAGGGAGGGAAGGCGGGGAGGAGGACGUGGGUCGCUGUCAAGCUCACUGCUCUGCUGCCUGACGCGAGCACCUUGACGAGACUAUCGCUCCACCUCUUGAUGGCGCGCAGGGCUUCGGAGGGGACCUCAGUCGUUUUUCCCGGAACGCCUACUUCCUCAGAUUUAGAUGUGUUGAAGAAGACACCGGUCGAUUCGCCGCUGACUGCAGAGGACGUCGCAGCGCUGAAGGAGCUUCAUGAUGAUCUUGUGAGGGUUUGUAAACGUGCGCAAGAGAGGAACGUGAGGAUCAUUGUGGAUGCGGAGUACAGUUGGUAUCAGCCCGCGGUGGACGCAUACACACAUGCACUCAUGGAGCGUUUCAACAAGACCAGCUGGCUCUCAUGGGCCCAGACACUAGGCGGCAGCGGCAGCGUACAGCCGCUGGUGUACAACACCUUCCAGGCUUACCUUCGCCGCACGCCCGCACACCUGCAAGCAUCCCUCGCCCGCGCCAAAGCCGGAGGCUACGCCCUUGGCGUAAAGCUCGUCCGUGGCGCAUACCACCCACACGAAAUCGACGCUUUCGCCUCUGCCAAGGCUGAGGGUGGCUCCUCGUCUUCGCCCUCAAUCUCGAUAUCGCCGGAAACUGAACCGCCUGUAUGGACGAGCAAAGCUGAGACGGACGUGUGCUACGACGCGUGUGCGGCGCUCUUAGCUGGGCAGGUCGCGCAGGAUGUUCUGAGAGCGGGUUCUGGUUCUGGUUCUAGCGGUGGAGCGCAACCGCGCAUAGGGGUGUUGUUCGGGACGCAUAACUGGACGAGCGUGGACCGGAUACUGGAUGCGCUUGUUACGCAGGGUGCUGCGAAGCGGGAGGUGAACGAAAAGGACGGGAAGGAUGUGAUCGUGGUUGGGAAGGAGGUCACGGAGAGGGUGGCGUUUGGGCAGCUUCUUGGAAUGAGCGAUGCGCUGACGGAGCAUAUCGUUCACUCGACGAACACCGAGACACCCUUCGUGCUCAAAUAUGUUCCAUACGGCGCCCUCGCGGACGUGAUGCCCUACCUCAGCCGCCGCGCCAUCGAGAACAAGUCCAUCCUCGGUGAUGGCGCGGCGUCUCUCGAGCGCAAACGCGCUGGCGCGGAGAUUCGCAAACGGCUCUUUGGGAGGAACGGUGUUCCUUGGUUUUGAUUCGCACUGAUCUAGAUAGACUUGAUUGUGGAACAUUUGGAAAUAGAAGACCGCACUCUGUUACAUCCACACUCUGAC